Notolabrus celidotus (New Zealand spotty) is the source of this 3851-nucleotide messenger RNA. RefSeq names its product proline and serine rich 1 (gene proser1). Lineage: Eukaryota; Metazoa; Chordata; Actinopteri; Labriformes; Labridae. Bases 601 to 2955 code for a protein of 784 amino acids. The transcript has 12 exons. The record is from RefSeq and is a predicted model, not a curated record.
UCCAAGGGGUCCUCUAAGGUGUUGACGUUCCAGGCGCCAGCUGUCAAUGGAUGCUAACAGGAGUGCUAUCUUUGCUAGCACUUUAUUUUGAUAUUUUAAAUGAUUCUUAGCAUGCAGCAGGCUUAGUUGUAGUUAUCAACAGCACUCGAUAUCAACUCAUCUGAUUCCACCGAGGCAUACAAUUUGUUUUCCUCAAUUCUAAUGUAUUUUUGUGGAGCUCUGCUUACAAAUGAAGUAGCUGUAGCCGGCUAGCUUGUUGUUAGCUGCGGACAAAUCUGGUGCAGACAGGCUUCUCGCUGCAGACACAGCUUCUCUUGUUUGGAAGGCAUUGUUCAAAGUUGGAUCAUGCAGCUUCGUUACGGAGCUGAUAGUGUACUGCGUUUAUUUAAAGCUUAUAAUUAUGCUUUUGUAGCAUUAUGAAUACAAAUAAGUGACGUUGGAUCAAUUGCAUAUAGUUUUAAAAGUCAUCCAAAUCUAUUUAUCGUAAAUGACCUUAUCUGUGGUAUUCUAAAAAGUAAAUACUGGUAAUAUUUACCAGUUACUGAGUGUAAUAACUGUGUUACUUAACAAAGAGGUGAACGUGUAUCUGUAUCCGUGAACAUGGAUAAGAAAUCAUUUGAUAUCGUCCUGGAUGAGAUAAGAAAAUGUGUCCUGACCGACCAGCGGGUCAGAGCCAUUGAGCAGGUGCAUGGAUAUUUCUCCAGUGAGCAGGUGAUGGAGAUACUAAAGUACUUCUCAUGGGCUGAGCCUCAGAUCAAAGCAGUGAAAGCUCUGCAGCAUAAAAUGGUCGCAAUCCCUACAACCAAAGUUGCAAAUAUCCUGAGCUGCUUCACCUUCUCCAAGGACAGACUGAUUGUGUUGGAACUAAUAGCUUUGAACAUCUCAGAUGCUCAAAAUUACCGUCCUGUGGAGGAUCUGUUUCGUAUUCACUUGUCUGAGAAGAAACGGGCUCGCAGGAUACUGGAGCAAGUGUGUAAGGUUGGCUGCAAGGCUCCUGUAGCCAUGAUCUCAUCCUGUGGUAUGAUACCAGGAAAUCCAUACCCAAAAGGUAGACCCAGCCUGGUCAGUGGCACAUUCCCUGGAAUCCCUCCUGUGAAGAAAGAAGAGAAGAAAGAUGACAACUCUAACAGUAUGGAGGGGAAAGGAAUCGCUUCCCGGAUUAUUGGACCAUUCAAACCAUUUCCUUCAAGCUACAACCCCCAUCGGCCUGUGCCUUACCCUAUACCACCGUGUCGACCUCAUGCCACCAUCGCACCAAGUGCGUACAACAACGCAGGCCUUGUUUCUAUGGGAGGGGUUAUAACAGCCAACGUGGCUCCUCCCCCCUACAGCUCCACCCACAAAGUAGCAGGUUACGCCAAACCCGGCAAUCCAAUGAUCACCACACCAGGAGUCAAAAGCGGCCCCCUCCUCAUUCCUCCACAUGGAUCCACACCUUCUACACCUGCCCCACCCCAGGCCUCUCCUGCUCAGCUGACUCCCACCACCCCCAUCACUCCAGUUUUCCCUGGCAUGGUGCCCUCCCACAACCCGAAUGCCCACUCUCCCUCCCCUGCUCCGUCUCCAUCUGUGAUCAAAGCAGGACCUCAGACACCUGGUGGUCACGCUCCACCCACACCCUCAUCCGUCAUCAAAACCCACACCCCUUCAGGUACCCCUUGUGGAACCCCUGUCCCUGGCAGCGGAGGUUUCACUUCAUCUCCCUUCCAUGGUGUUUCCAGACCGACCACCCCUGCUUCCAACCGCGGCGGCCAAGACCCCCUAUCUCAAACGAACUCCAUGGGUCAACAGAGGAUUUUUUCUCAGUCCAUAGACCACCAGUCAGGAUCCACACACCCUGGCUUACACCCACAAACAGGUAAUCCAUCUGGCUCAGUGAUCCGAAGCUAUACCCCCUCUGGACCUCUCACUCCUGGAUCAUCCAACCCAAGCUGUUCCACUCCAGGUCCCAGUCCCAAACCCUCCCCAGCUCAUUCUGCACAAGUUCAAGCUGCCAUGGCUGCAGCCGUGGGUAGACACAGUGGGGGCAGUAACAGUGGCAGUAACAGCCCCGUGCCCUCUGCUUUCAAGGGUGCCUCUCGCUCUGGAACACCAUCUCUUAGCUCUCUGGUGGUCCCAGGUUCUGCGCAGGCUGCCUUGGCACGUUCCUUUGGUUUGUCACACCCCUCAGGUUCUCCUCAAGUCUCACUCCCUAAUCAUGUCACAAUCCCGGGCCUUCAGGGGUUGUCCUCCAGCCCAGCACCCUCACAUUACCCUGGCCUCUCCCCCUUUUCAUCCCUUACCUCGGGUCUCCCACCUUCCACCAUGUCUGUGUCUAUGCCUGCAAUGCCCACCAGCAGCAUUUCUAAUCAUCCGCCCGCCUCCAUUUACCCAGGCCUGGCUCCCAACGCGGCCCCUAGUGCAGCCUCCCAUUUCGGUCUAGGUCUCAACUCAUCCCCCUCGAUAUUCCCAGGCCUCCCGCCUGGCGCGAACCCCGCUGCCUUCCCAGGGUUGGGGGUUCCAGGUGGACACGGUGCUGGGAGCCCAGUGUUGUCUUCAUUCAUGGGGCUGCCCGGGGCCACUCCGUCUUCAGUAGCAACGGUGGCGCCCCUGCAGGCUGCGGCCGCCGCUGCAGCUGCUGCAGCCGGAGUUCCGUCUUCAUCGCCAGUUCUGCCAGGAUUCGCUUCGGCUUUCAGCUCCAACUUCCAGCCUGGGUUGAGCAGUGGACUCCAGCCUCCAGGAAGCAGCGGGUUCCCCGGCUUGCUAUCCUUCCCAGGAGUACCAGGCUUCUCUCCCUCUGCCUCGAAUGCUGCACUCCACAACCAGGCCAUGCAGUCUGCCCUGCUGCAGGCUCAUCCCUCAUCUGCUCUGGAGAGUUUCCCCCCUCAGCCCAACACUUUCCCCAACUACCCUCCAGGACCAGGAAACCCCUUUCCCCUGCAGCCAGGCCUGCACCCCCAGCUGGGCUGGCAGUAACACACACAGGGCUUUUUGAAACACUGAGAACACACAUGUACCGCCUGAUCAAUUUACUACUGUGAAGAACACUAUCAUGAAUAGGGGAAAUGGAGCUUAUCUUUUCUUAUUCAUAGUGAACAGUUGUAAAUAUGAGUUGUUACAGUUGUUAGGUUUUACAAGUAGACUGUGAAUGGUUUAAUGUUAGCUGGACUUGGCCAUUUUUAAUCAAGUAAUGAACUUUCAUUAGUGAAUCAUGAAUGAUAGAAGAAAUGAAAAUCAUGUACCGACUGGAGGGUAGUCCCAUGUUGUAUUUCAUCCCCAGUCUCAGUGGAGAGGACGGUCUUAUGAUGCUACCAGAUCAUCCUGGAUUGAAUAUUACAUUAUGAAAUGAAGUUUUUAGACCACUCCAGGUAUGUUAAAGUUAUGAUAUUUUGAAAUGUCGCCCCAUGAAUUUUCCAAUUUGUGCUUGGUGAGUUAUACACAAAAACUUGUGUAUGUCAUUUGUGUUAUUUCCCUUGAACACACACACACACACACACACACACACACACACACACACACACACACACACACACACACGGCUGACAGCAGUUUACAUUUUAUUUUGAAAGUUCUGACAGACCUCGCCUUGCGUUAAGUACUGUUACUCAGUAUUCGGUCCGUGUACUGUUUGAAGAACAACUUGAAGAAUAUGUUGAUUGAGAUUAUGUUGACUUCAGAUUUCAAACAUCAGCUGGCAAUACUUUGUAACACUUUUAUUUGAUUUAAUGUACACCUGUGUACACUCAGACAGUUACUUUGCUGUUUUAGAGUAAUGUGUUUUUUUUGUUACAUUAUUUGUUUUUGUCUUUUUUGCCCUUUUUUUGUAUUUGCACCUGUUCUGUUGUUCAGUCAGUAAACUGCUGGUUGCUGUA